Messenger RNA from Solanum pennellii, 2730 nucleotides. RefSeq names its product primary amine oxidase-like. Gene Ontology annotation, biological process: amine metabolic process. Bases 172 to 2496 code for a protein of 774 amino acids. Gene Ontology annotation, molecular function: copper ion binding; quinone binding; primary methylamine oxidase activity. The record is from RefSeq and is a predicted model, not a curated record. Lineage: Eukaryota; Viridiplantae; Streptophyta; Magnoliopsida; Solanales; Solanaceae. The transcript has 12 exons.
GCAUAGUGCCAUAGCACAUACGUAACAAACUAUUUGCAGAAGGAGAGUGGCGAGAAAAAGCACAACAGAAUAUUUGCUGAUCGAUCAGUCACUGAUUUUGAGUGCAGCGAAGCGCGUGAAUAAUUGAACCGUCAGUACACUGUGAUCAUCACAGUAUAAGUAGUAGUCGCAAUGGCUGAAACCUCACAAAACGUGAUUCCUACUCCUACUAAUACUGCUGCUGCUGCUGCUGCUUCUUUCAUCCCUCCGCCCUCCGUUUCUGUUGUCCGUCGUGAGAAUACUGCCGUCUCCGUUUCCGAUUCCGCUGUUGACUCCGUCGUCGUCGACGAUCAGAAGGAACAAACACCGGCAACUGCGUCUAGCAAAGGGAUUCAAAUCAUGCAUAGAGCUCAUACUUGUCAUCCUUUGGACCCUUUAACUGCUGCUGAGAUCUCUGUGGCUGUGGCAACUGUUAGAGCUGCCGGUGAUACGCCUGAGGUCAGAGAUGGCAUGCGGUUUGUUGAGGUGGUUCUGUUGGAACCAGAUAAAACUUUUGUUGCACUGGCAGAUGCCUAUUUCUACCCACCUUUCCAAUCAUCAUUGAUGCCCAGAACCAAAGGAGGACUUCUUGUUCCUUCUAAACUACCUCCAAGGCAUGCUAGACUUAUUGUUUACAAUAAGAAAACAAACGAGACAAGCGUAUGGAUUGUUCGGCUAACUGAAGUACAUGCUGCUGUUCGAGGUGGACAACACAGGGGAAAAGUGAUCUCAUCAAAAGUUAUUCCAGAUGUUCAACCACCUAUGGAUGCACAAGAGUAUGCUGACUGUGAAUCUGUGGUUAAAAAUUAUCCUCCAUUUAUUGAAGCAAUGAAGAGAAGGGGUAUUGAUGACAUGGACCUUGUGAUGGUUGACCCCUGGUGCGUUGGUUAUCACAGUGAAGCUGAUGCUCCUAGCCGCAGGCUUGCCAAACCACUAAUAUUCUGCAGAACAGAGAGCUACUGCCCAAUGGAAAAUGGAUAUGCAAGACCAGUUGAAGGUAUACAUGUGCUGGUUGAUGUGCAAAUCAUGCAGGUGAUAGAGUUCGAAGACCGCAAACUUGUACCUUUACUUCCAGCUGAUCCACUGAGGAAUUACACUGCCGGUGAGACAAGAGGAGGGGUUGACCGAAGUGAUGUGAAACCCCUACAAAUUAUUCAGCCAGAGGGUCCAAGCUUUCGCGUCGAUGGGAACUAUGUUCAAUGGCAAAAGUGGAAUUUCCGAGUAGGUUUCACCCCUAGGGAGGGUUUGGUUAUACACUCUGUGGCAUAUCUUGAUGGUAGCAGGGGACGAAGAUCCAUAGCCCAUAGGUUGAGUUUUGUGGAGAUGGUUGUCCCCUAUGGGGAUCCAAAUGAUCCACAUUACAGAAAAAAUGCAUUUGAUGCAGGAGAAGAUGGCCUUGGAAAGAAUGCCCAUUCACUUAAGAGGGGAUGCGAUUGUUUAGGAUACAUAAAGUACUUUGAUGCCAAUUUUACAAAUUUUACUGGAGGAGUAGAAACCAUCAAAAAUUGUGUAUGUUUGCAUGAGGAAGAUCACGGGAUGCUUUGGAAGCAUCAGGAUUGGAGAACUGGCCUUGCUGAAGUUAGACGGUCUAGACGACUGACAGUUUCUUUUAUUUGCACUGUGGCCAAUUAUGAAUAUGGAUUCUACUGGCACUUUUACCAGGAUGGGAAAAUUGAAGCAGAAGUCAAACUCACAGGAAUUCUCAGUUUGGGAGCAUUGCAACCUGGAGAGUCUCGAAAAUAUGGCACCACAAUAUCACCAGGAUUGUAUGCACCUGUUCAUCAGCACUUCUUUGUUGCUCGUAUGAAUAUGGCAGUUGAUUGUAAGCCAGGAGAAGCACACAAUCAGGUUGUUGAAGUAAAUCUCAAAGUUGAAGAACCUGGGAAGGAAAAUGUUCACAAUAAUGCAUUCUAUGCCGAAGAAACACAGCUUAGGUCUGAAUUGCAAGCAAUGCGAGACUGUGAUCCUUUAUCUGCUCGUCAUUGGAUUGUUAGGAACACAAGAACAUCCAACAGAACAGGUCAGCUAACAGGGUACAAGCUGGUACCUGGUCAGAACUGUUUGCCAUUGGCUGGUCCUGAGGCUAAGUUCUUGAGAAGAGCGGCAUUUCUGAAGCACAAUCUGUGGGUUACACAAUAUGCACCCGGAGAAGAUUUUCCAGGGGGAGAGUUCCCUAAUCAAAAUCCACGUGUUGGUGAGGGAUUAGCUUCUUGGGUUAAGGAAGAUCGCUCUCUGGAAGAAAGUGAUAUUGUUCUCUGGUAUGUUUUUGGAAUCACGCAUGUUCCUAGAUUGGAGGACUGGCCUGUUAUGCCCGUUGAACAUAUCGGCUUUAUGCUUCAGCCGCAUGGAUUCUUUAACUGCUCUCCAGCUGUAGAUGUACCUCCACCACGGGGAUGUGACUCAGAAAGCAAAGACAGCGAUGCUUCAGAAAAUGGUGAAUCAAAGCCCACUACCACUGGUUUGACUGCCAAGCUUUGAAGGGUUUUUGGUUCAUAAAGUAGUCCUUCCGUAUUAUCUGCUGCGCAUACACAGAAUACGCAAACUUCAAUUUCUGUUUUCUUUCAAUAGAGUCCUGAGAAUUGGUGCUUCCACAUGGAUAUUGCUACUGUAAAUGACAUGUUUUAGCAAAGCAUGUACUGUUCAUUGACCUUGCUCAUUCUUAUUUCGGAAAACUAAUAUUUCUACGUAUUCAAUGCAAAACCAACUUUUCUA